AUGUCCGCCGCCGGCGAAGCCUCCACCACGGUCCUCCGCUUCUUCUCCUUCAUCGGCGCCGGAGUGAUCUGCACCAAGGCCAUCAACAUGUAUCUCGACCAUGAGCGCAAGCAGGAGGAGGCGUCGGCCGCGGCAGAAGCAGCAGCGGCUGCAGCCUCUUCCGACUCCGCUGUGUUGGUAGCAGCCGACGCGUCUCCGGCGGGCGCCGUCGCCGCCGCAAAGCCCUGA
This is a messenger RNA of Triticum turgidum subsp. durum (durum wheat), 228 nucleotides long. The record is from the annotation of a GenBank genome assembly. NCBI's taxonomy places the organism in Eukaryota, Viridiplantae, Streptophyta, Magnoliopsida, Poales, Poaceae.